Messenger RNA from Trematomus bernacchii (emerald rockcod), 10076 nucleotides. RefSeq names its product calcium voltage-gated channel subunit alpha1 Ia (gene cacna1ia). Gene Ontology annotation, cellular component: voltage-gated calcium channel complex; neuron projection; voltage-gated sodium channel complex. Gene Ontology annotation, molecular function: voltage-gated sodium channel activity; low voltage-gated calcium channel activity. The transcript is spliced from 36 exons. The record is from RefSeq and is a predicted model, not a curated record. Lineage: Eukaryota; Metazoa; Chordata; Actinopteri; Perciformes; Nototheniidae. Gene Ontology annotation, biological process: positive regulation of calcium ion-dependent exocytosis; membrane depolarization during action potential; sodium ion transmembrane transport. Bases 1 to 6789 code for a protein of 2262 amino acids.
AUGCUCCUUAACCCCAGUCCUGUUAAUACGUGGUUCGAGAGGAUUAGCAUCAUGGUGAUCGUGCUCAACUGUGUGACACUGGGCAUGUACCAGCCCUGUGAGAACAUCGACUGCACCUCGGACCGCUGCCAGAUACUGCAGGCCUUCGAUGCAUUCAUCUACAUCUUCUUCGCACUGGAGAUGGUGGUGAAGAUGGUGGCUCUUGGGAUCUUUGGCCGUCGCUGUUACUUGGGAGACACCUGGAACAGGCUGGACUUCUUCAUCGUCAUGUCUGGGAUGGUAGAGUACUCUCUGGACCUGCAGAACAUCAACCUUUCGGCUAUUCGGACAGUGCGGGUCCUUCGGCCCCUCAAAGCCAUCAACAGAGUGCCAAGUAUGCGUAUCCUGGUGAACCUGCUGCUCGACACUCUGCCCAUGCUGGGCAACGUGCUGCUGCUGUGCUUCUUCGUCUUCUUCAUCUUCGGUAUCAUCGGCGUGCAGCUGUGGGCGGGGCUACUGAGGAACCGCUGUUACCUGGAGGAGAACUUCACCCUCCCCAGCUCUUCAGGUAUGACCCUACCUGCUCCAUACUACCAGCCAGAGGAGGAUGACGAACGGCCCUUCAUCUGCUCCCUGGCAAUUCAUAAUGGCAUCAGGUCAUGUCAUGAUGUGCCGGCGAGGCGCGAAGGAGGACGCACAUGCUGCCUGGACAGGGAGGACGCGCUCCACAGACAGGGUUUGGGCUUGAGUCCUGAACCACUGGCCAACGGGAGCGGUGCCGGUGAAGCAAUCGGUCUGUGCAUCGACUGGAACCUGUAUUACACUCGGUGCCACACAGGAAGUACUAACCCCCACAAAAAUGCCAUUAACUUUGACAACAUUGUCUACGCCUGGAUCGUCAUUUUCCAGGUGAUCACUCUGGAGGGCUGGGUGGAGAUCAUGUAUUAUGUGAUGGAUGCCCAUUCCUUCUACAACUUCAUCUACUUCAUUUUACUCAUCAUUAUUGGGUCAUUCUUCAUGAUCAACCUGUGCCUGGUGGUCAUCGCUACCCAGUUCUCGGAGACCAAACAGCGGGAGCACCAGCUGAUGCAGGAACAGAGGGCGCAGUGCCUGUCCUCCUCCACCCUCGCCAGCAUGGCUGAGCCGGGAGAUUGCUACGAGGAGAUCUUCCAGCUGGUGUGCCACGUCCUCCGCAAGGCUAAGAGGAGAUCGGCAGCUCUCUACUACACGCUGAGGGGCAAAACCCCGCCGGCUGUUGGUGGCAGGGGCAACAGGCGUGGGGGGGGAAAUGUGAACGGAGAGCGUCAUCAUUCCAGGCACCCAAAAACAUUCCACUGUCCACACCAGAGCAAGCCAGACCACGGCUCUCAGCCACUUGAAAACUCCAUCAGUCUGUCUGUCCCUCAGAAACCCGAGGACUGUCCUAUAUGCGUAUUAUCACUGAAAGAUGGGGUGAGGGCGGAGGGAGACUCCGGCAAAGGAGAGGAAGAAGCCGAGGAUGCGGUGAAAGAGACGGGCAAGGAGGAGAACCAUCUAGAGGAGAGGGGGGAUGGAGAGAGGAAGAGGAAGAGGACGUGUUUUCGACAUUGUAUAGAAACCUGGAACGAUAUGAGGAGGAAACUUUGGGGCAUUGUAGAGAGCAAGUACUUCAGCAGGGGCAUUAUGAUCGCUAUUCUGAUCAACACCAUCAGUAUGGGCAUCGAGCACCAUAACCAGCCCGAUGAGCUGACCAAUGUCCUGGAGAUCUGCAACAUUGUGUUCACCAGCAUGUUCACCCUGGAGAUGAUCCUGAAGCUGACUGCUUUUGGCUUCUUUGAGUACCUGAGGAACCCCUAUAACAUCUUUGAUGGCAUCAUCGUCAUCAUCAGUGUGUGUGAGAUCAUCGGCCAGGCAGACGGCGGGCUGUCAGUGCUGAGGACCUUCAGGCUGCUGAGGGUCAUUAAGCUGGUGAGGUUCAUGCCGGCGCUCAGGCGGCAGCUGGUGGUGCUGAUGAAGACCAUGGACAACGUGGCCACUUUCUGUAUGCUGCUUAUGCUCUUCAUCUUCAUCUUCAGUAUCCUGGGGAUGCAUAUCUUUGGCUGUAAGUUCAGUCUGAAGACGGAGGCAGGAGACACCGUGCCUGACAGGAAGAACUUUGACUCCCUGCUCUGGGCCAUCGUCACUGUCUUCCAGAUUCUGACUCAGGAGGACUGGAACAUGGUGCUUUACAAUGGGAUGGCAUCCACCUCGCCCUGUGCUGCUCUCUACUUCGUAGCUCUGAUGACUUUUGGAAAUUAUGUGCUCUUCAAUUUACUGGUUGCCAUCCUGGUGGAGGGUUUUCAGGCUGAGGGUGAUGCAAACCGCUCUUUCUCGGACGACGACAGGUCUUCCUGUAAUUUUGAGGAGAAUGAUAAGCAGAAAGACUCUCUUCAUCUCUCAGACCCAAAGAUCUGUACGCUGACUCCUAACGGGCACCUUGACUUGUCCCCACUGUCCCAUGGUCUGUUUCCGGGAGAGAGGUUGACUUUCGCUCUGGACUCCAGGAAGAACAGUGUUAAUUCUCUUGGUAGGGCCAACUUGGAGCAGAGGGCUUUGUUUUCAGGUCGAAGUUACCACAACUGGGGUCGCCCGUGUGCCCCCCACCCUCAGGCCUUGUGGGCCCGUCGCUCCAGCUGGAACAGCCUGGGAGGAUGCCGGCCUUUCUCCUCCUCGUCUCCCUCCGCGAGUCCGGCCAUCACCACCACCUCCGCACGGCCCUUCUAUGGCUACGGCCUGGGGGGCCUUGGCGGCGUGGUUGGAGGAAGUCUUCGUAUCCGGGGUCCUCGCGCCUCCUCGUCCCCGCGGCGCCACCUCCACCAUGUCCUCCAAGAUGAGGAGGAGUCUCUCAUAUCUCCUCCUCCUAUUCCUCUUCACUCCCUGCACCUUCCUCACCCUAUGCUCCCUGGACACUUUGUACCCAGGAGGGACCGCAGGGCCCUUUCGCUAGAGCUGCCCCACCUGCUGCAGGUGCCAGGACCCCCGCACGUUCCACUGCCGCCACACCACCCUCUGCCCCCCUUGACGCUCCACGCUCAACACAGGAAGAAGAGCUUCUCUGGGGGGGCGGUUAUCAGUGGAGGCGGUGGCAGUGGACACGACAGUCCGGGGGGCUUAGUAGGGGUUCACCAAGAUUGUAAUGGGAAGAUCCCUCUUUCUCAGCUUCUGCAGCCCCCCCACAGACACCACACUGAGCAUGCUGGAGGGGUGAACCCCCAGAGCCAGCUGAUGUCUGACGUCUUCCCCCAGGUUAACACACGCAGCAAGGACCGGGAGGACCUGGAUGAUGACAUUGAAUAUAGCUUGUGCUUCCGCGUCGAGAAGAUGUUAGAAGCGUACAAACCGGACUGGUGUGAGUCCAGAGAGGAGUGGUCUGUCUUCCUGUUCUCCCCACGGAACAGGUUCAGACAGAUAUGCCAGUCCAUUGUCGCCCAUAAGCUGUUUGACUAUGUGGUGUUGGCCUUCAUCUUCUCCAACUGCAUCACAGUAGCUCUGGAGAGGCCUGAGAUACUUCAGGGCAGCUUGGAAAGAGUCUUCCUCACCAUCUCCAACUACGUCUUUACUGCCAUAUUUGUGACCGAGAUGACACUCAAGGUGGUCUCCAUGGGUCUGUAUGUAGGGGAUCAUUCUUACCUGCGGAGCAGCUGGAACGUUCUGGAUGGCUUCCUGGUUUUUGUGUCUUUGAUUGACAUCGUGGUGUCCAUGGCGGGCGGGGCCAAGAUCCUGGGUGUGCUCAGAGUGCUCAGGCUGCUAAGAACACUGCGUCCCCUCAGAGUGAUCAGCAGAGCUCCAGGUCUGAAGCUGGUGGUGGAGACCCUCAUCACCUCCCUCAAACCCAUCGGCAACAUUGUCCUCAUCUGUUGUGCAUUCUUCAUCAUCUUUGGCAUUCUUGGGGUCCAGCUGUUUAAAGGCAAGUUCUUUCACUGCUUUGGCCCCGACGUCAAAAACAUCACCAACAAGUCCGACUGUAUACUAGCCAACUACAAGUGGGUCCACCACAAGUACAACUUUGACAACCUGGGGCAGGCUCUGAUGUCCCUGUUUGUGCUAGCCUCAAAGGACGGCUGGGUCAACAUCAUGUAUCACGGCCUGGAUGCUGUGGCUGUGGACCAACAGCCUGUGACCAACAACAAUCCGUGGAUGCUGCUGUAUUUCAUCUCCUUCCUGCUUAUUGUUAGCUUCUUCGUCCUCAACAUGUUUGUCGGUGUGGUUGUGGAGAAUUUCCACAAGUGUCGUCAGAACCAGGAGGUGGAAGAGGCCAAAAGGCGUGAGGAGAAGCGUCAGCGGCGCAUGGAAAAGAAAAGGAGAAAAGCCCAGAAGCUGCCCUACUUUGCCAGCUACGGCCACAUACGCCUGAUGGUCCACACACUGUGCACAAACCACUACCUGGACCUCAUCAUCACCUUCAUCAUCGCCAUCAACGUCAUCACCAUGUCCUUAGAGCACUACGAUCAACCUCGUUCUCUGGAUCUCGCCCUGAAGUACUGCAACUAUUUCUUCACUUCCAUGUUUGUGCUCGAAUCGGCACUCAAACUCACCGCCUUCGGCUUCCGUCGCUUCUUUAAAGAAAGGUGGAACCAGUUGGACCUCGCCAUUGUGCUUCUGUCGGUGAUGGGCAUCACCCUGGAGGAGAUCGAGAUCAGUGCUGCCCUGCCCAUCAACCCCACCAUCAUCCGGAUCAUGAGAGUACUGAGGAUAGCCCGAGUGCUGAAGCUGCUGAAGAUGGCCACAGGGAUGAGAGCCCUUUUGGAUACGGUGGUCCAAGCCCUGCCUCAGGUGGGUAACCUGGGCCUGCUUUUCAUGCUGCUGUUUUUCAUCUACGCCGCCUUAGGAGUAGAGCUAUUUGGAGAACUUGUAUGCACCGUAGACUAUCCAUGCGAGGGAAUGGGUCGUCACGCUACCUUUGAGAACUUUGGCAUGGCCUUCCUUACCUUAUUUCAAGUCUCCACGGGCGACAACUGGAAUGGCAUCAUGAAGGACACAUUGCGGGAGUGCCCACCAGACCACGGCACUGAUGUGGACAAUGCCACUGAUGUGGACUAUGCCUGCAAUCCUAGCCUUCAGUUUAUCUCGCCCAUGUACUUUGUCUCCUUCGUGCUCACCGCCCAGUUCGUGCUCAUCAAUGUGGUGGUGGCCGUGCUGAUGAAGCACCUGGACGACUCCAACAAGGAGGCCCAAGAGGAGGCGGAGAUGGAUGCAGAAAUUGAGCUGGAGCUGGCCCAGGGCACCCUCUGUUGCAUGGGCGGGGAGAGGAAGAUGAGACAUUCAGCAGGCAGCACGCACUCAGGAGCCUUCAACCUGCGGGACUCCAGCCUCAACCUGUACUCACCAGCACAAGAGAGCCAAUGGCUGGACAGCGUAUCUCUCUUGAUCAAGGAUUCACUGGAGGGGGAGAUGCUGAUGAUCGACAACCUCUCCGGUUCUGUCUUCCACCAUUAUUCUUCUCCUCCACCCAUCUGCAGAGAUUGCAAGGGCCACCCACAAGAGCAGAUCAGGAUGGCAGAGAUUGAGCAGGCAUCCCUGAGGUCAGAGCAAAUGUCAGACAAGUCCUCGUCCCCCGCCCUGCCAGAUGACCUCAGCCUGGACGAACACACCUCCUAUCAGCUGCUGCCGCAAGAGUGCAAGGGAAGGUGCAGCAGUGACUCCCGCAGCUCUGAUGAGGCUGGAGGGGGGGGGAGUCAUGCAGGAGGCCCCCCCACCCAGACGGUGGUGCAGAGCCUGGGCCAGCCGUGCAGGCCCCUCAUCGCUGGGAUCGAUGUGGAGACUGCAAUACAGGAGAUGGAGAUGCAAACACAUCGACCACACACAUGCACUCCUCACUGUAGCCCUGGUGGCAUUUCCAGAAGCAGCAACCAGGAAAGAAACGGAGAAGGUGGAGGUGGAGCGAGUGGCGUGUCUCCUCUCUUUCAUCUGCCCGCAGAGUUCUUCCACCCCGCAGUAGCAGCCAUCCCAGCACCCCCCCGCAGCAGGAGCCUACGGCUGACCAGGGGCCUCAGGCUGACCUCCCCUGCCUCCUGGGCCUCACUCCGCUCCCCAGGGGCCCACAGCAAGAUGCUCUGCACACAGUACCCGUCCCACAGUGACUCGUCCCUUGCUACAGGCAGCUCUGAGGGCAGCCUCCAGACCACCCUAGAAGAGGGCCUGAGCUUCAGCAUCUCCCCACCACAGAACUUGGAGUUGUCUUUGCCGACAGCUCCCUUACCACUCGUGUGCCCUCUCCCGCUGCCUGAAGACAGCACCGCCAUCUCCUCCCCGGUCCGGACCCUGAGACAGCGGCCCAGCCCCUCGUCGGCCCUCACCCUCCUGGCCACCAAGGGCCACCAGCGGAGCCAGAGCAGUGGCCGAGGGAGCACCAGCCCGGGCUACACCCGGGACGACUCCAUCGACCCUUCAGACGAGGACCUGGGCAUAGGUAUUGGGUCGUCCAUUGGGGGCUGUGGCUCCAGCCAAGCGGGCAACAGUGAACAUUUGUCAGAGACGCUGAGCAGCUUGUCUCUCACAUCCCUGCUGUCCCCCAGCUCCCUGGUGUACCCGGGGGUAGCAGUGAAGAAGUGCAACAGCACAGGCAGCCUGGACCAAGGGGGGAUGCUGCUGUCGUCCCGGGGCAGGGAGAGCCGCAGGGAGAUUCUGGGACUGGAGCUUAUGGACCCCCAAGGCUUUUUGGCCAACCCUUGGACGGGAGUAUUGGUGGAUACAAGAGGAGAAGGAAGAGGGGAAAUAGUAGAUGGUCAGCAAGGGUUCAAAGUGAAGAGCUCAAGCCAAACAACAGUAGGGCCUUGUCGGGAAAACAGAUGAAACCUACUGUUCACUCUCUCUUUGUCUCUCCAUUCCUUGGAUCUAAACCCAUAGCUGUCCCUCUCACUCUCUCUGCUUCCAUCAGUGAGAGAGAGGCUCGACGACACACGAUGUCCCGUAUUCCAAAACCAAACCCUCAUCUUGCCCCCUCAACCCCUUUCUAUACAUUUGUAUAAGUCCUAUUUUGUGCUACCUAGAGUACUGGUCUUGGUUAGGCGAGGAAGGGGGCCUGGCGAAGUAAAGGCCCAAGGGCUUAACUUGAAGGGGUGGACAUGGAAGGUUCUGCUCACAUUGGAAGACCAGGAGACCCAUUUGUAUCAGGGAGUCAGUAAAAGCAGAGACAAAAGAGCUUUAACUCAAAGACACCAGAGAGUCUUGUUGUUGCUCUACUGUAAUUUUCUUUUCCUGGUGUCAGCUUGGGAGGUCGAAAAUGCAAAAAUAGAAGUACCCAAACUGAAAAUAUCUCUCCAUGCCAACACAGACUGUUUGGGAUUGUUUAUGUUUCAGAGGCAGUGCAGCAAGUAAGUGGGAGGAGGCUCGGAAGUGGCAGAAUAUUUGAAGGCGGAAGGAAGGCUGGCAAAGGAGAAGGCAGAUCAUUUGUUUGGCUGGGAAUGCAAAAAGCGGAUCUAAUGUCCAUCUGUUCUGGCAGACGGAAACAACAGGUCCUACUCUCUCUGGCACAGGACCUUCUGCUGAGUUCAGAGUCAAAAUGCAAGGUAGAGGAGAGUUCAAGAGUGAGUGCUCAUAGCGUGAGUGAGAGCACUGCCUCAGGUAUCCAAGGCAUGAAUUCGAUUAUUCUCAACACUUCACCAUACCUCUGUAUUUUUGAAACAGGAGAUGGGCAUCGACUGAUCAAAGCUUUGUGCCUCUGUUAACUUGAGUGGCAGCGGAUAAUGAAAAUAAAUGGACAGAUUGCGGAUGUAUGACCGUGCAUGGAGCUAUUCGUGAAAUUGCUUAUUUUUUUUCUCUCUAUCUCCAACAUAUCACACUCACUCAAACAUGAAGAAAUGAGUCUGAAUGAGAGCCAGGUUGGAUGGAGCUUUACAAACCCCAUCAGAAGAAACAAUAACGUGUGCAUGGGGCAGCCUUUUGUGGACCAAAAUGGUUCACAGUUUGACAAUAAAGUGAGUCUUGAAGCACACUCCUUUUUCACUUCCUCUCACCAUGCUUAAGGAUUUGAGACGAAUGGACAGACCCACAAGAGUUGCGAGGGACGUGGACUGCAUAAAGGAAUUGCAUUUAACCAAGAUUUUUACCUAUAUACAGAAGUGUAUCAAGAUGUCAGUGUUGGGUGAUAACCAUGUGAUUUCUAUUCCACUAUUUUUGUAGAAAAAGAGAAUAGGCACGUGCAAGUGUUGCCGUUACUUAAUCCCUAUUUCAUUUAACCCAUACGAUCUCUUUAACUUGUUGUCUAGGACUUUUUGUCUGCCAGUGGCUUCCAGUUUUAUAACAUUUUUUAAAGUGUGGACGGUGUAUAAAACAACGAAGCAAAAAAUGUCAAAUGAACUUUGUGCGCUGAAGAGAUUGUUCCCUCCAGCACAUUUCUCUUUGGGGACACUGGUUCCUCAUGGAUUCUUUUUUUUUUUCAGACGUUGGAGUCACAGGGGACAACCAGAGAUGCGAACAGCCAUAUUCACUCAGCACAUGAGGAUCGUUCUAGCUCACAGACAUUCCUUGCUGCACACAGGGAACUUUGUUUGCUUUUAGCCUCCUAUGCUAAAAAAAGAAAAAAAAAGAAACCUUGAAUAGCGGGAACCAUCUCUAUGAAAGCUUUAAUUUGAGAGUUACUCCACAACAUAUCAAUUAUGGACACAUUAGUGUUCUUUAAGCAUGGUUCUGGGAUUGCAAUACAGUAUGCUUUUUCUUGAAAUGACCCUGAUGCACUCAUCUUCUCUUCCCCAUCUCCUCACACAUACAGUAUGUUGUAGCAACCCUUACACACACCAUGUGUCUGUUAUCAAAAACUGACACUGUAAUAAUGAACAAAACAUUGCAUCUUUUAAUGCAAGCUUAUUUUGCUUCUCGCUCCAUCCCAAAAGGACAUGCUCAUAUUUUAGCCUGAUAUUUAGAGGUAGACUGUUGUAUCCCCAGUGUUUUGAUCAUUACCUUACUUUUUUAAAUUUCUCAAAAAAGAAUUAGGUGAUGUGAGAAAAUCUGAGGGAUUGACCUUUUGUACCAUGCAAAAUCACUUUGAUGACUAUGUUUUAUCACAUGGUGUUAGGUAUUAAUGGGUGACAGUAAAGACAGUUGUGUGAGUGUAUGCCUGUGUGUGUGUGUGUGCGUGCGUGCGUGUGUUUAUGACUUCAGGUGAAGAGUUGCCUUUUCCUGAAGUCUCCCGUUUGUCAGUGAGAAUCCCUGAGAUUAAAGUUUUGAUGAGGGAAAAACGCGAAGCAACCAAGGGCUGUUUUAGCUUCAAAUAUAUAUCCUAACAAAUCCUUAUGUCAAUGAAUAUGGCAUCAAAGGUUAAAGCCUGAUUACGCAGCAAUAAAUGUUCUAUGUGUAUGCCCUGAGUAAAUGAUGUCAAUGUGAUUUUUAUCUCCUCAGAACACAACAGUAUUCAUUACUGUCUGUUUUUGCAUCUACUUGUCUGAAACAACAACCAAUCAGAUAGCACCUCUGCCCUCUCGAAGACCAAUCAGUAGUGAGAUGGGCUGCAAUUGGACGACAUGAACAAUUGAGGUUAUUGAACUCAGGUCGGGGGGUAAAAACCACUGGUACAUUUUUAAAGAUAGCUGUAAAGGUGUGCUCAGACUGAAAUCGGAGAAAAUGUUCAACUCGCUUUAUUCGCACAAAUUUGACUGCUGGAGUGUUUAUCCACGCCUAACAGCCAAUGCACCCAGAGUCCAGAUGUUAGCUGAAACGACCUAACAGUGUGUGUGAGCAGAGUGUGCCUUUGUACAGUAGGUGUGUGCUCUGAAUCGGACUGAUGUGGAAACUUGAUCUCAAGCUGUUUCUGUUAUUUCCUCCGGACUCUCUUUGUCUCUGUAUGUUCAUAAAGUGGAGUACAAUAGCUCGGGUUUAAGCACACACUUUCUGCAGCAUUUUCAACCUGUGUGGACGUGAUUUUGCUUCAGUUCACGCUGCCUUGAGUAAACUACCUUGUCCAUUGAAUUUGUAUGCAAUCACGCCGCCUCUGACAUUUGCUCCGCCUUCAGUCUGAACACACCUUGAGAGUGUACAAUUCACAUUUGUACAUAUCUUUGUAUUUUGAUCUGCAUGUGUGCAUUGCUGCCAGUGACCCUGAUUAUAUCAUUAGUAUGCAUUUCAUAAAAUUGUACAAAGUUAAA